AUGGAUUCUGACAUAAUGAACUUGAUGAUGCAAGAAAUGGAGAAGCUUCCCGAGUUCUGUAACUCUAACUCCUCUUUCUUCGACCACCACAACAACAACAGCACUUACCCUUUUCUCUUCAACUCAAACCAUAACCACCCUGCUUCAAUCACCCACGAACCGGGUUUCCGUCACGGUUCCGGUUUACUCACGAACCCUUCUUCUCUCUCUCCCAACACAGCUUACUCUUCCUCUUUGCUCGACAAACGAAGCAACGGCAACAACCACAACAACAAUAACAGCGCAAACAUGGCAGCGAUGCGGGAGAUGAUAUUUCGCAUCGCCGUGAUGCAGCCGAUACAUAUCGAUCCCGAGGCGGUUAAGCCACCUAAGAGGAGGAACGUUAGGAUCUCCAAAGAUCCACAGAGCGUGGCGGCUCGACACCGGAGGGAGAGGAUAAGCGAGAGGAUUCGGAUCCUGCAACGGCUUGUUCCUGGAGGGACGAAGAUGGAUACAGCUUCAAUGCUCGACGAAGCUAUUCACUAUGUGAAGUUUCUCAAGAAACAGGUGCAGACGUUGGAGGAGCAAGCGGUGGUUAGCGGCGGAGGAGGAGGAGGUAGAGGAAUGACGGCGGCGAGUGUUGGUGGUGGUGGCGGCGGAGUGGUUAUGAAAGGGUGUGGAGCAAUGGGGACUCAUCAGAUGGUGGGCAAUGCACAGAUUCUUAGAUGA
Messenger RNA from Microthlaspi erraticum, 708 nucleotides. NCBI's taxonomy places the organism in Eukaryota, Viridiplantae, Streptophyta, Magnoliopsida, Brassicales, Brassicaceae. The record is from the annotation of a GenBank genome assembly.